GCAAAAAAUAAGGAUAAAACCGAUGGAAACAUCAAAACAGCUUUGUAGAACUUCUAGUUGCGGAAAUUUUAGAGGCUACUACUGUAAAGAUCACAAAGAAACUCUUUGUCAUAGUUGCCAUGAUGCUUUUCACUUCCAGUGUGAUUACAUGAUCCUACCCAAACCAGAUGAAAUUGUGGAAGCUACCGUACUCCUUCAAAGUUUUGUGCAUAGUCUGUAUCAAGAUGCCAGCGAUAGCAAACUAAUGGAUAAAAUCAAAGGACUUCAAGAAUCUUUAGACAACUUUAAUAACGUGGUAAAGAAAUAUAAGGAAAAAGCUUUCUAUGCAGUAAAGAAAGAUGAGUUCCUGACAUUUAAUGACCUAAAGUUAGAAGCCAGGAGUAUCAAAUCUGAUGCUUUCAAAGGAAAAUAUGGGAUAUCUAAAGCCGGAGACAACCAUAUCUUUGAACUCCUGUUUCAUUUGCAAUUGAUAAAGUGAAUGAAUAAGAAAAUGAAGUCUCAUAAAGAUAUGAAAAUUGAAAAUACUCAAAUUGAAUCUGUGAAGCCUGUAGAUAUUGGUAUAGAUACUGAUAGACCUACCUGUGACCCUAUAGGGGAGAAAGAAAAAUUGGAUAUGGAAAAUACAGAUUCAGAAAGUAAUCAUCACAAAGAAGAGGUUGAAUUAGAUACUGGCAUUGAAAAAGAUAACACAAACACAGAGAACUCAAUUGUUAUCAAUAACCAGAUUUCUAAAAGCAGGAUUUUGGAAAAUGAAAUCAGUAAAUAUCAAGCUAAAGAGGAGACUCAAUCGCAGUAUAUUGAAGAAAUGAAAGAAGAGAUUAAUGACUUAGUCAAAGAGAAUACGUAUUUAAAGGAAAAUAUGAAGACGAAUAAAAAUAUUAAGUCUGAAUCAGAAACUAUAGAUGAUUACUACCAGGCGAAAUGAAGGGCAUUAUACAAGAACUAUUUCAAAAUAGGCCAUCAAUUUGAUCAGGAUUCAAUUUGCUGAUUAGAUUUGAAUUCGACUAUUGAUAUAAAUUUUAUGAAUGCUUUACUGCGCCAUAGAGUUAAACUUCCGAGAAUUCAAGAACUUUCUUUCGAGUCUCAGUAUUGCAAAGAUUUGAAUUAUCUUAAUAGAUUUAUAUCCCAAGCUAUAUCAGGAGAUUUAAAACUAUUUAAUAUUGUAUGUUCCAGCUGGAUUAUUGAAGGAGCAAAGAUCAUUUCAGGGUUAUCAAAUACAUUAUCAAAAGUCAUAAAGGAAGCAGAUUUAGGUGGACUUAUAUUAAGCUCUCAGCAGUUUUGCGAUAUUAUUGGCUAUUCUACUCAGAUGGAAAGAUUAGUUUUUAGAUCCUGCCAAAUAAAUAUAGGGAAAGAUAUAAUCGAAAUCAAAAUGAUAAAUACAAGAAUGCAUUAUUUAGGCUUUCCAAGCACUCAGAUAAAAGAUCCAUGAUGGCCUACUUCCUUAUCGGUAGAAGACAUGUUUGGAAAAAUCAUUAAAGCUGUGAGUGGCUCUUCAAUUAAAAACACAUUGGAGAUUUUAGAUAUUAGUGAUUGAUGAGUGAAAAAGCAAGAGAUUAUCAAAAAAUUGAAGAAAAAUGGGUUAGAAAAUGUUUUAGUACAAAAGAAUGAUAAAACACAGUAAAU
Molecule: messenger RNA, 1623 nt
Organism: Moneuplotes crassus
Lineage: Eukaryota; Ciliophora; Spirotrichea; Euplotida; Euplotidae
Source: the annotation of a GenBank genome assembly